UUAAGCGGAGCAUGUAAUAGGUUUGAGUUCCACAUGCCAAAAAUAGAAUCAACUGCCCAGCUCGAGCGACAGGAUCUUUUCUUUUUCCAGAACAAACAAGGAAGUUUGGACAACGUGAUGCUUGUCUUUCCCCACAGCUGUUGACACGUCUGUAGAGCAAGACAAGUUUACGGUACUUUAUUCAGAUUUUGGCCAUAAAUCUUGCAUCUGAAAUGAACUUUAUAAGGAACUGUUUUGGAAAGCUGUUAGAGUGGGUAAGCGUGUGGAUGAAAUAUGGUCUGGGUAGGCUUUGCAGAAUUUUUCCCAGAGCUGGUGCAUGGACAACAGGUGUCACCCACCGCCACCACCACCACCACCAUGGUGCGUCACGGCAAGGAAACUCAGACGAGUGGGAAAGCAACAAGGCACUUCGCACAUAUGACCUGGGAGGCCAAGGCAGAAAUAUGGUUACAGUCCAAACCAGGACACACACAUUCCGUCAUUUCACCAUCCAAGCAGGCAGACCUGGGAAGGCUUUCUGAGUGUAGCGAGUACUUCAGAGCUUUGUCCCAGUCUGGGAUGAGGGAGGCCACAGAGAACCUGGUCCACCUGGACCACGUUUCCUCAUCUGUCUUUCACCACCUGCUGGAGUUUUACUUCCACGAUACGUUUGAAGCCCCGCAGGAGGAGGAAUUAGGCCCACAUAUACAGGUCAGCAGCUACCUCCUAGCUGAGGCCUUCCUUUCGCAGUGUCUGUCCAUGCUGCAACAGGAGCUAAGGCCAGAGAGGUGUCUGUCGUACCUGAGUCUGGCUCGGGAGAUUUGCUGUGUGGAGCUGAGGAGCACCGUGUUCACCUACCUGAGCAGGAACCUGCUGGAGCUGCCUCACGUCGUCAGGUGUCUGAGCGACGAGGAGAAAGAGGAGCUCAUCCAGCUCAGGACGCGAGAGAAGCCUCGUCUCUGCGGCCUUCGCAAGGAGAACCUGACGUCCUGGAAGGACCCGGCGACGGAGCACGCCCGGCACGUGUUCACCGAGCAAAUCGGAGCGUGGCUUCCCAUUGCGGAGUUCCCUUUCAGGGCCGACAAGUGGUGCUUCACGGCCGUGGUGUUGUAUAACUACUUGUACAUCAUAGGAGGCUACAGGACUCUGGUGAGAAGCAGGUGGGACUUCAAAAUAGCAACGUUUAGGUAUAAUCCUUUGACUCGGGAGUGGACUGCCGUCGCGCCGCUUAUUAAGCACAGAAGGCACUUCAGCGCAGUGGCCUGCCAGGGCCGUAUCUAUGCAGUGGGCGGCUGGUAUUUGGACUCUCUGGUCACCCCAGACUCCAGCACGGCCCUGUACACGGCCGUGGAGUGCUACGAUCCAUGGGAGGACACGUGGAGGUUUGUCUCGCCGCUCCCCCUCACCGACUUCCAGUUCACCGUGUCCCUAUCCCACGACGUGCCCCUGGCGACAAGUCUGGGACACUGUCUCUACGUCCUGGGCAGCAUCCAGAGGACUGGAGAGAAACUGCUGCUCCAGUAUGACACCAGGGAAGACUUGUGGCAGGAGCUGCUUCCCACGCUCACCCGAGCAGACGCAGACCUCCCAGCUCUCUACUUCCUGGGCGCCUCCGACGACUUGCUGGUGAUUGGAGGAAACAACUCACACAACGUGGUCACGUCGUUUUGCAUUCGCUCGCAGAAAUGGGGAAAGGUGCACAGUGUGCAGAAAGCGGCUUUCGCGGGACAGGGGGCGCUGUUGGGCGAGCAGGUGGUGAUGCCCAGUGCGGAGCACAACAGUGUCGUGAUGAUGGAUGUGCAAACUCUCUCGCUGAAGGUUCUGACUCCUUUGCCCAUCUCCAUCUGCUAUGAUGCCAUCUUUUACCUGCACUUUUGAUAUCACACUCCACUAUAUGUAUAUUAUGGGUAUACUCUUACUUUACUAGGAACAAAAUUCUAAUGUUAGGCUACCAUUAAUUUAUCAUUAUUAUUAUUAUAUAUUAUGCUACUAUGUUACUCACAUGAGGCCUCACUGUGUCUUUAGUGAAUGAACGUCAGUUGAAUGUUCAUAUUUACAGUAUAUUCACCGGUCAAAAGAGCAAUAUUUUGCCUUUAAUAUAUGUACAGUCUACUAAAUAAAUAUUUCACCAUCUAACUAAUACAUCUCUGAGCUUUCUUUUGUCAGACCUUUCAAAUAUUUAUUUGCGACAUUUCUAAUUAUGUACAUUUUCUUAUUUAUUUGUAUAUUUUCUAAUAAUGCCUUUUUGGGAAAUGUCUAUUUCUUAAUUUCCUUUUUGUAAUAUCUAUAUUAUAUUAUAUAAUAUACUAUAUAUAUUGUCUAAUGUCAUAUAAUAUUUGUUUCUAUAUUUAUUAAUGCUUUAAUGAUUUUCUUUCUAAUUAUUUCUACAUUUUUUUUUAAUAAUGCCCUUUUCCUUAUUUAUUUUUUUUAUUUCCUUGUAAUGGCCUUUUUGUAAUGUGUAUUUCUAUAUUUAAUAAGGCCCCUUUAACAAUAUUUAUUUCAAUAUAUUGUUUAAUAAUACCUGUUUUCUUCCCCAAUUUCAAUUUUUAGAUUUUCUAAUAAUGCCGUUUUUCCAACUAUUUUUUAUUUAAUAAUGUGCCCUGUGACUGACUGGCGACCAGUUCAGGGUGUAGUCCACCUUUUGCCCAAAGUCAGCUGGGAUAGGUUCCUCGCGACCCUAACCAGGAUAAGCGGUGUUGAAAAUGGAUGGAUGGUUAUAUCUAAUAAUGCCCCUUUUCCGUUUACUUUUAUAUUUUCUAAUAAUGCCCUUUUCAAAUGUAUAUUCUAUAUUUUCUAAUGCCCCUUUUCCUAAUAUGUAUUUGAAUGUUUUUCAAUAAUUCCCUUUUCCUAAACUUGAUUUGCAACCCUGUGAAUAAAACCUAUCUUUAUUUAAUUAUAAAGGCGUUACACAGCAAAAUCUUUGAAUUUUCUUCUUUAGGUGAUUAUCUGUAACAGGGUUGCACCAAACAAAUAAAAUAUCUCAUAAAAAGUGUACUGUUGAUGGUUGAGCUGGACAAAUCAAUUUAUGUGAUUGUAUAUUACCUUUUUUUGUACUGAAAGCAUAAAAGAUGAUGAAAUAAAUGGUCAGUUCUGUCUA
Molecule: messenger RNA, 3076 nt
Organism: Phyllopteryx taeniolatus (common seadragon)
Lineage: Eukaryota; Metazoa; Chordata; Actinopteri; Syngnathiformes; Syngnathidae
Product: kelch-like protein 12
Exons: 8
Coding region: 274-1857 (527 amino acids)
Molecular function (GO): protein binding
Source: RefSeq, a predicted model, not a curated record